AUACGAAUUUUAGUCGCUGAGUUUAGCUCAACGUCGCUGGUUUAGGUACAUGGCAAAGCUCGUUAACUAAGCCUCGUUUCAAUCAACAACAAAAAGCAACGACGAGAGAACAAUAAACAAUAAAGUUACAACAACGGUGCGACAUGUUGUUAUUGUUGUAGAAUUUCACGCAGAAUACUCAACCGCGACUCAAAACAAAAAGAGAAAAUAAACAAAUCCGAGUUCGAGAUCGAGAUCGAGAUCGUCGUGCAAUCAAAAAAUUCCCGAUAAGAAAGAAAGAAAACAAUCUGACUGACGAGAAAGUAUCUAGGAUAUCAAAGAUACUUGCUAAUAGAUAGCUAUCUAAAUUUCCGAGAUGUCACCCAAGGACGGCGGCGGCAUGGACCUGUCCAAGCACAGCAACAAAUACACGCUUAACCAUGCCUCGACCCUGGCCCCCGCGCAGCUGGGCAGCCCCGCCGAAAAGGCGGAGGCAAGCAGUGCAAAGACAGCGACGCCUCCGACGACGCGCACCUGGCGGGAGAAGCUGCGUCUGGUUGCCAACAACAUCACUGUGGAGCCCAUCCUGGCCGCCUACAUAAUGCCCAGUGUGCUCUCGAAUCUGGCCACACAGAAUCUGAACCUGGAGAAAGCGUGUCGCGUGAACAUGGCCUAUGGCGAUGAGAUCUGCGAUGCGCUCACUCGUCGCCAAACGGCGAACUACACUCUCGAGGAGGAGACAGUGCAACAGAUGGUGGCUCGAAUGGCUGCGUGGAAGACUGUCAUUCAAUCGCUGUUCCCCUGCCUGCUGAUCCUCUUCUGGGGCUCGUGGAGUGAUCGCCACCGACGACGCAAGCCCUGCAUCCUCAUUCCGGUCGUCGGCGAAUUCCUUGGCGUUGUCGGUCUCAUGCUCUGCGUCUACUUUGAGAAUGCGCCCAUGGAGGCGGCCGCCUUGACCGAGGCCAUCUUUCCAUCGCUCAGCGGCGGCUGGUUCACCAUGCUGAUGGGCGUCUUCAGCUACAUUGCUGACAUCACCACCGAGGAGGAGCGCACUCUGCGCAUCGGCAUCCUCAAUGUCUGCUUCUCGGUGGGCGUGCCCAUUGGCAUGGCAUUCAGUGGAGUCCUGCUCAAACAAAUUGGCUUUUACGGCGUCUUCUCGAUUUCGGCUGCUUUCUACGUGCUCGCCUUCGUCUAUGGCUUCUUCUUCCUCGAGGAACCCGUUGCAAGACCCGAGAAGACGGCGCCCCAAAAGAGCCUACUGGCCGAUUUCUUCGACAAGGAGCACGUGGUGCAGACGUUCCGAGUGGCCUUCAAGAAGGGCGAGAAUCAGAGGCGCCAACGCGUUAUCCUCCUGAUGAUCGUAGUGAUGGUGAUCAUUGGACCGCUGCACGGUGAGAUGGCGGUCACAUAUCUCUUCACACGCUUCCGAUUCAAUUGGUCGGAGGUGGAGUUCAGCUUCUUCUCCACCUACGCGAUGUUCACGGGUCUCAUUGGUGUCAUCUUCUGUGUGGGCAUUCUGUCGCACAAACUGGAAAUCGACGAUGCUUUGGUUGGCGUCUUAUCGAGCACCUCGAAGAUCCUGUCGUCCUUUGUGUACGCGUUCGCUACGCUCCCAUGGCACAUGUAUUUGGGAGGUUUGGUCGAGAUCUUCAAUGGCACCGCGUUCAUUGCGAUGCGCUCGAUUGCCACCAAGCUGGUGUCCAAGGACGAGCUGGGCAAGGUGAACUCGCUGUUCGGCGUCGCCGAAGCUCUCAUGCCCAUGGUCUUUGCACCCAUGUAUACGACGUUGUAUGCGGCCACAUUGAAGGUCCUUCCGGGUGCGUUCUUCCUGCUGGGUGGCGGACUCACCAUGUUCUCCGUGGGCAUCUUUCUCUGGAUGUACCGCUUCCAGGUGAAGCAGCGUCGCAAGCAGGCGCGUCCUGAUACGGAGCAGGGUUCGUUCCGGGAGACCAAUGGCAGCAUUAAUGCCGUCGAGGCUUUGGCGCUGGCCAGCGAGGCGAAGGGUCAGCUAAAUGGCAUCAUUGCAAAUGUGAUACACGAGUCCUUGGAGCAUGCGGAACCACCACCACCACCACCAACAACAACAACAGCAGCGGCGACGACGACGGCGUCGACGACGGCAACGCGGCAAAAUGGCAUUGAGAAUCGUGGUUUCGUGCAGGACACGCUGGAGGCCAAGGCAAAGGAUGCUUAGGAUUAUGCACCGCCCUCACCCCGCCCCGUCUGUUAUAUAAUUAUUCUGUACCUACUUAUGUUACUGCAAAAUACUUCUCUACAUCGCUUUGUAGUAGUUUGUCCCCCCCGCCCCGGGUCACGUAUUAUAUGUACCUAAGUAUCGUACGAUCUGUAAAUUGUUUAGUCCUAAGUUCCACACAAAGAAAAAGCAGUUGGAUUUCGAUGGCCAAGUGCUUUUGUCUAUUAUUUUUUUUGAUUUUUUUUUUAUUAGCUUUAAGGCUGUAAAAGUAUUGAAUAAAUUUAAUAACGU
This is a messenger RNA of Drosophila albomicans, 2464 nucleotides long. RefSeq names its product solute carrier family 46 member 3. The transcript is spliced from 5 exons. The coding region runs from base 356 to 2173 and encodes 605 amino acids. Gene Ontology annotation, molecular function: transmembrane transporter activity. NCBI's taxonomy places the organism in Eukaryota, Metazoa, Arthropoda, Insecta, Diptera, Drosophilidae. Gene Ontology annotation, biological process: transmembrane transport. Gene Ontology annotation, cellular component: membrane. The record is from RefSeq and is a predicted model, not a curated record.